UCAGUCUGAAAAGGCGUAACGGUAAAGUUACAGAACUGGUUUGAAAAUGAGAGAGAUGGUUCAGUGAAAGGAAAGCUGCGGAAAUGGCUGUCGUAUCGGUAUCUCUGUGCAUGCUCGCGGGGAUCUUUUUAAUUUGCGAGAUUGCGAGGAAAGCGACUCCGAGACUGCUUUCCGGGAAGAGGAGAGAUUGCGGAGUCUACGCUGCGGAGAUCAUUUCUACGAUUCAGCUAUGCGCAUGCGCUCACGAGUUAAAGCUGCUGUCGGAAGAUGCGCCCGAAAUCGCCCUGAGCCUCACCUACGUUGUAUCGGUGAUGCACGCGCUGACGUUCCGCGGCGCUACCGGUAACCCCACCGCGACGCUCGAGCGCUACUGGUGCGACUCUCUGGACGGCGUGUGCGCACUGCGGAGGACGGCAUGCCAGUUUGCGGCGUCCGUGGCUGCCGGCGUGGCCAUGCGCCGUGCGUGGGCUUUCGGCUUCUCGGACCUGCACGCGCGCCAUGAGCGAGCCGGCUUCGCGUGCACGAGUCCGAUCGCGAACGUGCAUCUGCUGGAAGCCGUGGCCGUGGAGCUCGCGUGCGCGUUCGUUGUGCACGCCGCGGUGACUUUCACGCGCGACGUGGAAGAAAAGUACAGAGUGCACGCUGUGGCCGCGGUCAUCACUACAGUGGUGUAUGCAGGUGGCAGUACAACAGGAGCUGUGUUCAACCCGGCGCUGGCUUUCUCAGCACAGUUCCCCUGCAGUGGCAGUACAUUCGCGAAGAACGGUCUUGUCUACUGGCUGGGACCCGUUUUAGGCAUAGCAUGCUCUCUCCUGCUGUUUAAUAAAGUCAUUCUGGCUUUUACAACAAAGAGCCCAUCUCACAAGGACCAGAACCUUCAUGCUGUCAAGAGAAAGAAGAAGAGAAAUUGAACAAAACUGGAAGCGUGAACAUUGUUCCUUCACCGGUUUUAAAUGCUGCUUAAUGUUUUCAAAUAUUAAUUUUUAGGAAUAUAGCACAAGAGCACCGGAAUGUACCUGUUUUUAGCAGUACCUGAAAUAGUGGUUGGGUAUUUUUUUUGUUGUUCUUGGUUAUUUGUGGGGUUUUUUUGCAUACAGACAUCCUGUAAAGGUGGGGACGGUUAGGAUGUAUGGAUGUAGAUAUAUAUACACCGAUUAGGCAUAACGUAAUGGCCACUAACAGGUGAAGUGAAUAGCACUGUUGUUGAAGAGAUCAGCCAUAACAUUAAAACCACUAUCAGGUGAUAUGAAUAACAUUGAUUAUCUCUUUACAGAGAUAACCUGUCACAGGGUGGGAUAUAUUAGGCAGCAAGUGAACAGUUAGUCCUCAAAGCUGAUGUGUUAGAAGCAGGAAAAUAAGGCAAGCGUAAGGAUUUAAGCGAGUUUAAAAAUGGCCUAAUUGUUAUGGCUAGACCACUGGAUCAGAGCAUCUCCAAAACUGUAGCUCUUAUGGGGUGUUCCCGGUCUGCAAUGGUCAGUAUCUAUCAAAAGUGUCCUGUAAGUCCUUUCAUUCCCAUGGAGGCCCCACCUCACAACUUACAAGGGAACUGCUGCUGACAUCUUGGUGCCAGAUACUACAGCACACCUUCAGGGAUCUAGUGGAGUCCAUGCCUCGAUGGAUCAGGGCUGUUUUGGGAGCAAAAAGGGGGACCAACACAAUAUUAGGCAGGUGGUCAUAAUGUUAUGCCUGAUCAGUGUAUACUAUACUAUAAUAUAUAUAUAGUUAUCUAACCCUAGAUUUAAUAAAUAGCUGCUGCUGCUAGACAUAACAGCCCAAAGUAACUGGAAAUUACUAGCAGAAAAUACACAAAACAGGUCUAAAGACUGGACUUUGCAUGACUUUAACGUAAGUUAUAACAACUUCAACUUACAUCAUAGGUGAAUAUACGUACAUAUGGGUAUGAUGUUCUAUCAUGAGAGCUCAUUCAUCAUUACUCUACACCCUGUAAGAUGGAUGAUAUUUCCUACUGAAACUACUGAAAGCUCUAUUUAAACAAUUUCACAGCUGCGGUUUUGAAUGUCGUUCUCUUUGAUAGUGAGGAAGUAUUCGUUGUACAAGAUAGCCUUAAGCACAUACUGUGAAACGUUACAAAACAUGCAAAGAUAUAGAUUUUAUGUUCAAACCUCUCCGGUCUUAAUACAUAAUUAGUACUAAAAAGUGUAUCUUUGUAAAACACUGCAACAUUCCUUAAUAAGCUUUAGAGUUAAAAUGAAUAUAUAUAUAUAUAUAGAUAGAUAGAUAGAUAGAUAGAUAGAUAGAUAGAUAGAUAGAUAGAUAGAUAGAUAGAUAGAUAGAUAUUUGGACAGUGUUUCAACCAAGUCAGCGUGUCCGUCUCAGUCAGCACACUAGCUAGCUCCCUAGGUGGUGAAUCAGUAUAUUGUGUACAGGAGUUGGGGCACUGCUACGGAUGCUGGAUCACUAUACGUUGGCACACUGAUGGCUCUGUUACCAAAGUGACUGUAAAAAUUCAAAUAGACAAUAUAUGUAUGGUUUAUAGAUCAUUUAAAUCUGUUAGCUUAAUCGCGUACUUUUCUGUCAUGGUGCUUCAAGGCAGGAUCAGGAGCUAGAACACGUAAAAAAUCAUUAGGCUUAAACCAUAUAUACAGAACAUUAAAUAAAGUGAUAGAUAGAUAGAUAGAUAGAUAGAUAGAUAGAUAGAUAGAUAGAUAGAUAGAUAGAUAGAUAGAUAGAUAGAUAGAUAGAUAGAUAGAUAGAUAGAUAGAUAGAUAGAGAGACAGACAGACAGACAGACAGAUAGAUAGAUCCCAUGAGGGAAAUUCUUGUGUUACAGCAGCUUAGUUACUGUUGGGCAACUGAGCAAGGCCCAUAGCCGCCCCUGUGCUCUGACCCGAACUUCCUCAGCUGGGAUAAGUGAAGAAAAGUAUUCCACUGUGCUGUAAUGUAUAUGUGGUGAUAAUAAAGCCUUCUUCUUCUUCUUCUUCUUCUAAAAAAAUAACGGGCUACUAACAUUUGUAGGCUGAGAGUUCGGUUUGUCCGCCUUUUUUUUUUUAAGCUGGGAAGCUUCAGAAAAUAUGACGUCAUUUAUUUCCAGUUAGGGAACACAGUGAGCAAAGGAGCUUCCUGGUUUUUGCAGUGCAUUGUGGGAGUGAACGUUCUAGUGGACUGGAAGGAUUUGGUGUUUUUCGAGCAUUCAUAAAAUGUCUGACUUCCGGAUCAGUGCCCUGAUUGCUGAACUCUACUGAGCUGAUUGAGACACACACAGUGUUUGUUUCUUUAGAUUCUGAGCUGUUUGAAAUGACAAGUAAUUAUUCCACGAAACUAUCCCUUAAGUAGGACUGACUACUAAUUAUACGCACAUUAUUGCUGGACUUUCUGGCCAGAGACGAAAACUGGCAGACGUAUGAGUGAAUAUCUAAUAAAAGCACAAUUCUAAUACCUCUGAUAUGUAGCCACUGGACCAAGCUAAUUUAAUCGCUCUUCAUCUUAAUGCUUAAUGAUGUCUUGCAAUAAAGGAAUGGCAAUGUA
This is a messenger RNA of Hemibagrus wyckioides, 3486 nucleotides long. RefSeq names its product aquaporin 11 (gene aqp11). The record is from RefSeq and is a predicted model, not a curated record. Gene Ontology annotation, cellular component: cytoplasm; membrane. The transcript is spliced from 3 exons. Gene Ontology annotation, molecular function: channel activity. Bases 84 to 911 code for a protein of 275 amino acids. Lineage: Eukaryota; Metazoa; Chordata; Actinopteri; Siluriformes; Bagridae. Gene Ontology annotation, biological process: transmembrane transport.